GUACAAAACCUCAAGAUGCUAGUAGGGAAAAAAUAGCCAAUAUUUAGGAGCUCGGUUGUCAUGCUUAGCUGUUUAUCGCUCAUUUGGCUAAAAGUACACAAUCCUUUACAAUCUUCGUGGUUUUUCCUGUGAAGAUUUCUUGUGAAUAACCAGUGUCAUGGUAUUUUCGAGUUUUAAGUGAAUUCAUAAAUUCAUGUUCUUUGUAUACUAGGAUUAAACCGGAAUUAAAGGUGUUUGUUUGCAGCUGAUGCGAAAAAAAAGAGUACUUUUGAAGAGCUGGAAUGUUGCCGUGAUUGGCUAAACUAUUUGUUAAGUAAAAGCAUAAAUUCGUAAUUUGUGCAUGUAUUGAUUGAAUACGGUUUUUUUUCUUUUCAUGAUCUGCUAUGAAAUUGGAAUCUGUGCAGAAUUGUUUCAUCAAGCUUAUUCAAAUUUGUGGCAAAAAUGGUUUUUUGAAUAUUGGGAGAACAGAUAGUUCAACAGCUAUUUGCUAUGGGCCUUUAGGUUCAUUAUUGAAACGAAAUGUAUUUAGAGAAUGGUUGUUUUCAGUUUUAAAUAAUAGCGAUGCUACUGUAUUUCCUGUGGAAAGGCAGUCAAGAGAAGGAAGACUUCUUUUAGAAAAAAUACCACGUGAAGCUGCUGACUAUCUAUUAUCAGAUGUUGUGGGUAUAUACAUUGAUACUCUUCCUGUUGUGGGAUGUAAUUUGCCUUUUGGCAUUGCUGCUUAUGGACAUUGUGUGAAUUCCAUGAAAGUUUCUUCCUUAAAGGAAUCAACUGAUUCAGUUCUCAAAACAAAUUUAAGAGGAUUGAAAGCUUGGACUCGUAUGUCAUUAGCAUUUUUUACACCACGAAAAAAGGCUACACAUUGGUUUCACUACUGGUCUCGUCAGAGAUACUUAUGGUGGAGAAAGUUUUCUAGUAUACCUUCAAAGUUUUCUCUGUCAGAGGUUGUGAAGACUCCAGAAGGAAAUGAACAUUUGUCAAUACAUUUGGAAUUUCCUUGGGGGAAUGAACUAUUAGAGACAACAACUCUGUAUGAAAAUAACUUUUCCAAGGAUUUAUGGGCUUGCCAUAGUUCCAAACAUAUCUCGAACAAGAAUUUUGCUGAUAUGCCAUCAAUUGUGACAUGUGAAACUGAACUGGAUAUGGCUGUUCUGGCAUAUCUUGCAAAUUCCUAUACCAAAAAACUGAGAGGAGAGGAGAUCAGAAAUGUAUUUCAGUUACAUUAUAAGUUAGCUCCUUAUAAAGUUUGCUUUUCCUUAGAAGGAAAUAAUAUGGAAUUUAUGAAACAGUUAGAUGAUAUUAGGAAGCACCUGACAAAGGAAUUAAAAUGUGCUGGGAUUCUUGUUUUACCCAAAUUUGAUAUUAACCCUUUGGAAGAUACCCAGUUUCAUUAUGUUAGAUUUGAUGAAAUGGGUAUACCAUACACUGUUGUUUUGAAUGAUAAUGUUCUGCAAACUGGAAUAGUUGGACUAAGGAACAGAGACACCACAGUACAAGAGCAGAUACAUAUAAGUGAAUUGACAUCCAAACUUCUGAAAUAUCUUCAGAUAAGAACUUUGGACCAAAUAUGAAUUGAUUUUAUAAAUGCACAGAAAAUUCAAUGAAUUUGUAAAUUUUAUUUAUUCGAAAUAAGUGUUUCAUCUUUACCAUUUUUGUGAUUAAAAAUGUUGCAAUUUUACAUUUUCUGUAGUAGUCAGUUCUGUGAUUAAAGAAUGUUCUUACUAGCCUA
Messenger RNA from Stegodyphus dumicola, 1729 nucleotides. It is a transcript of the gene PolG2, whose product is annotated as DNA polymerase subunit gamma-2, mitochondrial. NCBI's taxonomy places the organism in Eukaryota, Metazoa, Arthropoda, Arachnida, Araneae, Eresidae. The record is from RefSeq and is a predicted model, not a curated record. Gene Ontology annotation, biological process: mitochondrial DNA replication. Gene Ontology annotation, cellular component: cytoplasm; mitochondrion.